Fonsecaea multimorphosa CBS 102226 is the source of this 1194-nucleotide messenger RNA. RefSeq lists its product as uncharacterized. NCBI's taxonomy places the organism in Eukaryota, Fungi, Ascomycota, Eurotiomycetes, Chaetothyriales, Herpotrichiellaceae. Gene Ontology annotation, biological process: zinc ion import across plasma membrane. The transcript has 2 exons. Gene Ontology annotation, molecular function: high-affinity zinc transmembrane transporter activity. The record is from RefSeq and is a predicted model, not a curated record. Gene Ontology annotation, cellular component: plasma membrane. The coding region runs from base 1 to 1194 and encodes 397 amino acids.
AUGUCUCACAACUAUCCCUUCGGCUUGUCCGACCCUACUUGUGUCAAUCUCAAUACUGCCUCCGCCAGGGACGUGACCUGUUACAUCCAAUAUUCUGGCAACGACUACAAUGGAAAUCUUGGGGCGCGCGUCUCUUCCGUCUUCGUCAUUCUCUUUGUAUCGUCGGCGGUGACCUAUUUCCCUGUCCUGGCGACCAGAGUGAAGCGAUUGCGGAUUCCACUCUAUGUCUACCUCUUCGCUCGCUACUUCGGAACGGGAGUUAUCAUUGCGACAGGCUUUAUCCAUCUCCUCGACCCGUCAUACUACGAGAUCGGCAUGAACACAUGUGUCGGCAUGACCGGCGGAUGGGACCUGUAUUCAUGGCCACCGGCAAUUGCCCUGUCGACUGUCAUGUUGACGUUCCUGAUGGAUUUCCUCGCCGAGCGUUACGUGGAGAAAAAGUACGGGAUUACUCAACACGACAAUGUCAACCCAACCGACAGCCAUCUCCGCUCAGGCUCAGUGGACGCGGCGAUGCUACGCUACGAUCUCUCGCGGCGUCGGUCAUCCCGUGUUCACGCUGAUGCUGAAGGACGAAACGAAACAAUUCAAGGAGAGCAGUCGCCUUCACAAAGAGAACUGACGGAGCCUAAGAACGCGCAGACAAUUGCUCAAGACGAUGGACUGGGUAUCGAAGAGGAGAAAGACCGUGCUGCGACUUUAGCUUUUCGGCAACAGAUUGCGGCCUUCUUGAUCCUCGAAUUCGGCAUCCUGUUUCACAGUGUGAUUAUUGGUUUGACGCUUGGAACAUCCGGCCCAGAGUUCUCGGUCUUAUACCCUGUCAUCGUCUUCCACCAGUCCUUUGAAGGCCUUGGUAUCGGGGCUCGUCUGUCCGCAAUUCCAUUCCCGAAGCGGUACAGCUGGAUGCCCUGGUGGCUGUGUGCCGGCUAUGGCCUCACCACGCCGAUUGCCAUUGCGGCUGGCCUUGGCGUCCGGACCACCUACAACUCCAACAGUUAUACGGCCAACGUUGUCUCUGGACUACUAGACUCGAUUUCUGCAGGUAUCUUGAUCUAUACCGGGUUGGUGGAGCUCAUGGCUAGAGACUUCUUGUUCAGCCCUGACCGCACCAACAACGACAAGCAGUUGGCGUUUAUGACUGUCUCGAUGCUUCUAGGUGCAGGGAUAAUGGCCCUACUUGGGAAGUGGGCAUAA